This is a messenger RNA of Penicillium lagena, 765 nucleotides long. Its product is annotated as alpha/beta hydrolase. The record is from RefSeq and is a predicted model, not a curated record. Bases 1 to 765 code for a protein of 254 amino acids. The transcript has a single exon. Lineage: Eukaryota; Fungi; Ascomycota; Eurotiomycetes; Eurotiales; Aspergillaceae.
AUGUCUUCAACUACCAAACCGACUAUCGUCCUCGUGCAUGGCGCAUGGCAUGGCUCGUGGUGCUGGAAGUUCCAAAUCCCCGAGCUCGAGGCCCUCGGGUAUGCUGUAGAGACCGUGGACCUACCGUGCGUCGGUGGGGUAGCAGGUACGACGCAGUUCGACGACGCGGCCCACCUUCGGUCCGUUGUGGAAUCGCAGAUAUCUAUGGGUAAGCGCGUCGUUGUCCUAGCGCAUUCCUACGCAGGACCAAUUGCGAGUGCUGCCAUCAAAGGGCUGGCCGGAAAAGGCGUCCUCGGGAUGGUCGCUCUGUGUGCCUACAUCUUUCCUGGAGGCAUGGACCAAGGCGCGGUCAUUCGCGAGAUUGGCGGCCUGCCCUACGCGAGCUGGGACGUGCCGAGUGAAGGCCUCUUCCUCGCCAAAGAGCCGCGCAGCCUGUUUUUCCCUCCCGAUGUGCCUGCGGACCAAAUCGACUGGGCAGUAGCGCAGAUUCGCCCUCAGAGCAUGGCCGCCAACACGGGCAUUGUGCCGCCUCAAGCCUGGCAGGACGACUCCUAUAUCGGGAGAUUAGGCUACAUUCGGUGCACGGCUGAUGUCAUCAAUCCAAUUGCACAGCAGGACAGUAUGCUGGCGGGUGCAGGUGGCCAGGAAAAAUGGGUAAUUCGCACUCUCGAAGGAUCCAGUCAUAGCCCCUUCCUCUCGCGGCCGCAUGAGGUAGCCGCUGUAUUUCAGGAGAUCGUCAAUGAUUUUGAAGCCAAGCUCUGCUAG